UAUCGCUUCAUCGCAGAGGGAAAACUACCUCUGAAAACAAAAAAAAGUGCUAUGAAUUGGCCACUGUUUAAAUUCCAAUACAGCUCAAAACGAAACAAACACAAAAAAGCGUUAUAUUUUUAGUCCAAGCUUUGUCUUCGUGAAUUGUUGUGUCCAUUAGACUCCCUGUAUAAGUUUGUGCUACAAAAAAGAGAUUCAUAAAUUUAUUUAGUUUGCACUCAAUUUUUGAUUAGCGUUGUCACAUAAGAGCGAGAAAAUAUUGAAAUUUAAUUUCAAAAAUUUCUAUUUCUAUUUCCAAGUUAAUCAAGAGUGACUGGAAAAGCACAUCAUUACUGAAUUCAUGUUGCGUGCCUAAUUGACACCUGUCAUCGAAAUGAGUUCCAUGAGGGUUCCCUCGCCCGCUGGUCUCAUGGCUCUUCCAGGCACUGCGGUGGAGCCUGGAUCUGACCCGGAGUCCGUGUUCCAGGUGCUGGAACUGAUCGGAGAAGGAACUUACGGAGAAGUGUACAAGGCGCGUAUUCGCUCUACUGGUAAACUGGUGGCCAUCAAGAUUAUGGAGAACUCCUCGGAAUUGGCUGAAGAAAUAGACACGGAGUACUCUGUCCUGGCCAAGGGAAACGGACAUCCCAAUCUACCCGAAUUCUAUGGGGCAUUUCUACACAAUGGGCUCGGUACCGGAGGUGGAGGGACUAGCCCGGCUGUGACGACGCUGGCGGUUCCUGGGGAUAUACCAAAGCAGAUUUGGAUAGCGAUUGAGCUAUGUGAGGGUGGCACAGUGACUGACCUGGCCAAGAAUGUGACUAUCAGAGGCAGGAAGAUAGAUGAGAUCAUGAUAUCCUACAUCAUGCGAGACACUGCCAGGGCGCUGUCCUUUUUGCACGAGAACAACAUCAUCCACAGAGAUGUGAAGGGACAGAAUGUUCUUAUCACCUCCGACGGAAGAGUCAAACUGGUUGACUUUGGCGUGUCUGCACACAACUCUAGUUUCGAUCGGAGACGCAACACUUCAGUGGGAACUCCUUUCUGGAUGUCACCGGAGGUGAUUGCGUGUGAGAACCAGAGAGAGGCCACUUACGACAACAGAUGUGACGUGUGGAGUCUGGGCAUCACCGGGAUAGAACUAGCUGACGGGGAUCCCCCUCUGUGCGAACUGCAUCCUGUCAAGGCUCUCUUCCGCAUCCCAAGGAAUAACCCACCCACUGUCAGGAGACCUUCAGAUUGGUGCGAUGAGCUGAACGCAUUCUUGGCAAAGUGUCUUGUGAAAGAUUUCGAGCUGCGGGAGUUUGCGAAAGACUUGGUUGCCACGGAUAAAUUCCUCUCCAUGAGCUCCAACUAUGCCAAACAGAGUAACGAAGGGGAGACCUCUCUGUGCCAGAUGUUGGUAAAACUCAUCCUGAACAAUGCGGAGGCAGGAGAGUUCAAGACAUCGCCCGCUAUGACCAUGAACAGUGGUAAUUUGAGGGAGUCCGCCAGAAAGAAGAAAAAUCAGCAGAAGAUCCCUACCUUCGCAGACAUGGCCAUCAUGAGCGAACUCACUCUCGAGUCGGUGUUUUCGAAUGUGAAGAAGCGUUACUCGCAGGACGAAAUCUACACUUACAUUGGGGAUGUGUUAGUAGCUGUGAAUCCCUACAACCAUCUACCCAUUUACAAGGAACAUCACCGCAGAAGGUACCGUAAAAAGCAGCUGAGUGAAAAUGCCCCUCACGUGUUUGCCAUGGCAGACAAGGCGCACCAGAUGAUGUGCAGCAAAGUCCGCAGUCAGUGUUUGGUGGUUGUCGGCGAGAGUGGAUCAGGAAAAACCGAAACCAGCAACCACCUUAUGGCCCAGCUGACAUUCCUGGGUAAAGCGCCUCCCAGAUUCAAAGCACUGGAGUCUCGGAUACUUCAGGUAGCUCCAAUUCUAGAGGCAUUCGGAAAUGCUCUGACGCUGAUUAAUGACAACUCGAGUCGAUAUGCGAAGAUGCUCCAGAUUAAGUUCAACCCGAACAAUUUUCAAUUCACUGGGGCGUCUAUUAAUGAAUAUCUAUUGGAGAAAACAAGAGUGACUAAUCAGAACAUGGGUGAGCGUAACUUCCACGUGUUCUACUACCUGUUCGCUGGUGUCAUAAGCAGACCUGAAAUGCAGAAAAAGUACCAGUUGGACAACCUAUACUUCAGGUACUUGGGAGUGAAUGGGGCUCUACUGUCUGCAAGUGAAGAUGAAUUGGCAGUUGUGACUAUUCAGAAAAACAGAUUUCUGGAAUUGGAAGACUGCAUGAAGACUGUCGGCUUUCUCGAAUCGGAAUUGGAGGAUGCGUAUAGUGUGCUGGCCGCCAUUCUGCAUCUGGGAGAGAUCGAGUUCAUCAACGGAGACAACGAUGACUACGCCGAGACCAGUGAGAUCGACAACACAGACACACUUGAGUUAGUGUGCAAGCUGUUGGGUCUGAACGAGACAAUAGUAUCGCUUGCACUUACUAAAGAGCACCUGGAUACAAGCGAAGAUGAGGGCGUGAUCAGACACUUGACCCCUAGAGAGGCAGACUCAUCCAGAGAUGCAGUUUCCAGGGCUCUGUACUCUAGACUGUUCAACUGGCUGGUUGCCAGAAUUAACGUACUGCUCAAGACUGACAGCCAGCAGAGUGACCUGUGCAUCGGGAUUCUGGACAUGUUUGGAUUUGAGGACCUGGACAAGAACUCCUUCGAGCAACUAUGCAUCAAUGUUACCAAUGAGCAACUGCAAUACUACUUCAACCAAAGUCUCUUCAAGGCAGAACAGAUGGACAUUGAAGAAGAGAAGUUGAGUGGAGUAGUGGUCGUGGAGUAUGAGGACAACACAGCCCUGUUGGACACAUUCCUCGGGAAACCAUUCGGACUGUUUGCCCUGCUAGACGAGGAGUCAAAAUUCCCACGAUCUAAUGAGAACACUUUAAUAGAGAAGUUCAACCAGCACCUGAGCAGCGAUUGCUUCUGGCGUCCUAGACAUGGGGAGAGACUGUUCGGCAUCUACCAUUUCGCUGGCCAGGUGGCGUAUGAUGCAGGACAGCUGCUGCACAAGAACAGAGACAGACUGUCUGCUGACGUCAUCGAAGUGUUGAGGGAGAGUGACAAUCCGCUGGUGAAGAGUCUCUUCUCCCAGCCCAUAUCACGCACAGGACACUUCGUGAACGUUCGGGAAAGUGGAAAACCUAAAGUGAGGCCGCCUAAUGUCCCAGCUGCCAACACUCAUUUCAAGAAAGUUGACACUUCUGCAAUGUUCAAGACGAAGCCAGUUGGAACCAACUUCGCUCUAAGUCAGAGGGCCAAUCAACAAUCGACAUCUGCCUCUUUUAGGUACUCACUGAUGGAGCUGACUCAACUGUUGACUUCUAUGGAUGCUCAUUUCAUCGCAUGCAUUAAGCCAAAUAAUGACAAGGUGCCCCACAGAAUCGACAAGGACAAAAUGAUGAGUCAACUUCGCUACUCUGGUAUUGUGGAGGUUUGUAAGAUACGUCAAGGGGGUUUCUCGUACAGACCCACUUUCUCCGAGUUCAUUGAGAAGUACAAGAUACUCCUGUUUGGAGCCACUGACCAGCUGGAGUCCACUGCAGAGAUUGCCAGAGAGAUCCUGGAGAAGUCACUCCAAUCCGGCGGAUACAGAAUCGGAAAGACUAAGGUGUUUCUGAGUUACGCUCAUCAGGAGAAACUGGAUCAUGAGUUGAGUCGGGUGAUCAGGUUCGCAGUGACUCUGCAGAGAUAUGCGAGGGGACUCAUCAUCCGCAGGAGACGCCGACUCCUCAAUGAGAAGAGAAAGAAGAGUGCGGUCGUCAUUCAGAAAGCUGUCCGAGGUUACCUUGUGAGGAGAGAGGUGUUACCUCAGUUGGGAGCAAGGAAAGAAGCCACUCUCAUGAUACAAUCAUCAUGGAGGGGAUAUCUGGUGAGACGGAAGCUGAGUGACGCUAGCUGGAGUUUCAAGUGGGGCAAACUGGCCAAACUGAAAGCAGUCAUCAUCCUCCAGACAUACGUCAGGGCAUGGCGAGUUCGGGCUCUGUAUGACAAACUGAGGUGCAUCCAUUCUCACCAGGAGAACCAGCAGCUGUACUUCAUGAUACAGGUAGAGGAGUUGUUUGAAGAAUACGAAGACUGGCUGAACAAAACUGUGAACGUCAAAGUGUCGUCUGAUGCCCUUGAGCCUAUUUUGGUGGAUGGAAAACCCAUGUCAGGACCACCAGCGCAAGGACUUUGUGUGAUUAAAUAUCUGAGUGAAAUAGAAGAAUGUGAAAAGAAUGGCAUCACUUUACUGCAACAGGUCAACAAUCGAGCAAAAGAAAAUGCAGCUUCGAAUGUCAACUACGAGACAGCAGCUGACUACGUAAAAAGUGAUCGGUACAAAAAUCCGAACGGAGUCGGUCAUGGUUUCGGGUAUCAUGUGCCGAUCUCGUCGGACGACGACGAGGAAUCGGCAGCUGCUGUUGGUGCCGUAUCCAAACAUGGAGAUGCUCAUUUGAGUGGUGCCGAAGAAGAGGAUGACGACAAUUUGGAGGUUUCUUCAGUUGAAGGUGAAGCAAGAUUGUCGACGAGGUCAUCGGCGGGACGAGAUAGUUUGCGCGUGAACAAAGAAAGGUACAUUGACAAGCAGAAGCAGAGACGAAUGUCUAGCGUGGAAGCACCAAAUUUGAACGACCUCACUGUGAAUAAGGUUCAUUCUUCGAUGGUGGUGACUGAAAGUGGGCAAGUUGAAAAGAUAGUCGUUGCCCAAGACGCGGAAGGCGAGGGGCAGGGGUCAAGCCAGGUCAUGAAAGCGACCAAAAGUAAAGCAGAAAAUGAUCCGCCGGCGAAGGGGCAGAAAUCAAUUUUGAAGAGACCAUCGUCGAAGCUCAGUGAAAUCAAGAAUGUGCCCGUAACCACAGUUCCCUUACCUCAAAAUGACAACAAAUAACUCAAUUUGUAAACAAAAUAAGCUCUUUUGGUGUUCUUAGUUUCAAUGGCCCCACCUUUUUUAAUGGUCUUUAUGACUGAAAAAUGUAAUAUAUUUUUGAAGUAACUGUAAGAGAGCAAGUUUUAUUUUACCGGCAGCUUAAU
Molecule: messenger RNA, 5040 nt
Organism: Symsagittifera roscoffensis
Lineage: Eukaryota; Metazoa; Xenacoelomorpha; Acoela; Convolutidae
Product: myosin-IIIb-like
Exons: 33
Coding region: 374-4897 (1507 amino acids)
Biological process (GO): peptidyl-serine phosphorylation; regulation of actin filament length
Cellular component (GO): myosin complex
Molecular function (GO): ATP binding; protein serine/threonine kinase activity; protein binding
Source: RefSeq, a predicted model, not a curated record